Phascolarctos cinereus (koala) is the source of this 1130-nucleotide messenger RNA. RefSeq names its product rogdi atypical leucine zipper (gene ROGDI). Gene Ontology annotation, cellular component: RAVE complex. NCBI's taxonomy places the organism in Eukaryota, Metazoa, Chordata, Mammalia, Diprotodontia, Phascolarctidae. The record is from RefSeq and is a predicted model, not a curated record.
CGAGCUCCAGAGGCGUCCUAUACGCUCACAUGAGUCCAUCAGCCUAUUGGCUGCGGCGUAAGGGGCGGGGCCUGGCACAUCGGUUCGAAGGCUGGGUUGGAGGCCGGCGACCGUAGCGAGCGACGCUUUCAGAAGCGGACGCGAUGGCGACUGCAAUGGCUGCUACGGCGGCGGAGCGGGCUGUUCUGGAGGAGGAGUUCCGGUGGCUGCUUCACGACGAGGUCCACGCUGUGCUGCGCCAGCUGCAGGACAUUCUCAAGGAAGCCUCGUACCGAUUCACUCUGCCUGGGACUGGAACAGAAGGACCAGCCAGACAAGAGAACUUCAUCCUUGGCAGCUCCAGCACUGACCAGGUGAAGGGUGUGCUGACUCUGCAAGGGGAUGCACUGAGCCAAGCGGAUGUGAAUCUGAAAAUGCCCAGAAAUAACCAGUUGUUACACUUUGCAUUCCGAGAAGACAAGCAGUGGAAACUGCAGCAGAUCCAGGAUGCCAGGAAUCAUGUUAGCCAAGCAAUUUAUCUCCUUGCCAACCGGGAUGAGAGCUACCAAUUCAAAACAGGAGCUGAGGUCCUCAAGCUAAUGGAUGCAGUGAUGCUGCAGCUAACCCGAGCAAGAAAUCGGCUCACCACUCCAGCUACACUUACCCUGCCUGAGAUCGCCGCCAGUGGCUUGACGAGGAUGUUUGCUCCUGCUUUGCCUGCAGACCUUCUGGUGAAUUUUUACAUCAACCUUAACAAGCUGUGCCUUACCGUGUACCAGCUGCAUGCUCUGCAACCCAGCUCCACCAAGAACUUCCGCCCUGCGGGGGGUGCUGUACUUCACAGUCCAGGAGCCAUGUUUGAGUGGGGCGCCCAGCGCCUGGAGGUGAGUCACGUGCACAAGGUCGAGUGUGUGGUUCCCUGGCUCAAUGAUGCCCUCGUCUUCUUCACUGUCUCCCUACAGCUGUGCCAGCAGCUCAAGGACAAGAUCUCAGUCUUCUCCAGCUACUGGAGCUACAGGCCCUUCUGACCAAGAGAAGCCUCUGACAAAUUUCCCCCAAUAAAGGAGGUGCCUAGUCCAUGGAUUUGGUCCCCAAGAAGGCUGAGCCAACCCCCAGGAGUGAAUCCCUGGAGGAUGCAAUAUAGACAAGGU